Phlebotomus argentipes is the source of this 5912-nucleotide messenger RNA. RefSeq lists its product as uncharacterized. Gene Ontology annotation, biological process: N-glycan processing; nucleobase-containing compound metabolic process; carbohydrate metabolic process. Bases 28 to 5901 code for a protein of 1957 amino acids. The transcript has 15 exons. Lineage: Eukaryota; Metazoa; Arthropoda; Insecta; Diptera; Psychodidae. Gene Ontology annotation, cellular component: endoplasmic reticulum; Golgi membrane. The record is from RefSeq and is a predicted model, not a curated record. Gene Ontology annotation, molecular function: ATP binding; calcium ion binding; mannosyl-oligosaccharide 1,2-alpha-mannosidase activity.
AAAAACAAGGGCCAGGACGGGAGAGAGAUGAGGUGCUGUGUUCCUGGAUGCACGAGUGCAAACCUGCACUGGGGAGGAGUGAAAAUGAGACAUUACAGCUUCUUCAGGUUUCCCGUUGAUGUGAAGGAGGCAAAAGAAUGGCGGGAAAUUCUCAAAGUGAAGGAGGUACCGGGAGUGUCUCAAAAGAUUUGCGAGAAGCACUUUGAGCCGAAGUAUCUCGAGGCGUUGCCCGGGAACAAGAAGAGACUGGACUGGAGGGCAGUUCCCAUGCCAGCUGAACAUGUGAAAAAUGACAUCUGUGCUGGUCAGAUUGUGGACAAGCCAAAGAGAAAAGCGCCAGAUGUGAAGAGUGAAUUCUUCAAGGUUCUACAAGAGUAUAAAAGGGCGAAAGAGAAGUACUUCAAUCUCUUGGGCAUUCCAAAGGAGUUUGAAGAUGAUUUCGACGAUGCGGAGUACUUUGGCAUUCACUAUGAUGGUCUCCCCUGGUGGGCGCGUCCCGUUGUGCAGCCAUCCUCGGAUGAGGAUGUCCAGAUGAAGAAUGAAGAUGAGAAUGCACACAAGAAACUGUGCCAAAUGUGUGGAAAAUUGGAGGUGAACCACGAUCUGCACAUGCUUUUGUUCCAUCCUCCGGAAAUUAAGGCGGACAUAGAAGUUGAGGAGGUUCAGAUUCAAGAUGGUCAGCAGAUUGUAUUUGAAGAAUUGGAACAGGAUAUUGAUGAGCCUAUGGACACUGAUUUCCCCGCAAAUGACUAUGAUGAUGAUGAUGAUGAUGCUGAUGUGACUCCAGUUAAGCAAAAUGCUCCGGAUGAGAAAAGCGAAUCAGGUCAGAAAUACAUGUGCAGUUGCUUCAAGAUUUUGCCCAGUAUCAACGCUCUUGUGGAUCAUAUCUCGAAGGCGCGCGACUCCUAUCCAGCCCAAAUGCACAAUCUCGAGUGCACAAACUGCCAGUCGCAAUUUAAGGAUUUGGGCCUCUUCAAGCGGCACAUUGACGCCGAUGGCACGCUGUGCUUCAAGUCAGCCAACCUGGUGGCAUUCGCUGAGCCGCUCGCGGUGAAGAGGGUGAAGGCAGCGAGACUGAGGGCACUAAAUCAUGGCGUGAGGGCCUCGAAGCUGAAGGAGUGCGGAGGCUGCGGAAUGAUGUUUCCCCUCGGACAGAGUUUCAUGGAGCACCAGAGAACUGUGCAUGGCAUUGAGUCGGCGGAUGAGUUGGUCAACUAUUUGAUGGAACCGACAGACUUCAGCAAAUUGGACGAGCAGUAUUCGAAGGAAAUUGAGCAUGAGGAGAAGUACAGAGAGAAAGUCAAGUAUUUUAGAGAAAUGGACAUCCCUAGGGAGUUUAUGCAUGACUUUGACGAUCCAGAGGAGUAUGGCCAUCAUGAGGGACUUCCAUGGUGGGCGAUGCCUGUGAAAAUUGAGGAGCAUUCGGAAACACGGAAGAAGUCGAUGCUGCGAAAGAUGGUGACUAGGAAGACGAGGAGCAAAGACAUUGAGAGCGCAGGAGUGGAUGAGAAUGCAGAGGAUGACGAUAAUGAUGAGGAUUCGUCAUUCCGGUACGUACAGAGGGACAGAAAGGAUCUCUGCCAGUACUGCGGUCAUAUUCGCGCUCACAUCAAUAAACAUAUCAACCUGAGGCACCUGUGCAAGGACAAGCCGUGUGAUGACUGCGGCCAGCCGAUCAGUUUGAUGAAGGAGCACACGUGCAUCGGCUAUCCGCGGCGCAGGAACAAAUAUAAUUGCACAUGCGGAGAGGGCUUUAAGCUGAUUGAGACUCUUCACGCCCACGUCAAUGUGGAGAAUGGAAGAGGCCGCGGGAUCCACAGAUUCAAGUGUGGCAAGUGCAAUGAGAGUUACGACAACAAGACGGACUUUGACAACCAUGUUCUGACUCAUGCUGGUAUUUACCAGUGUGACUUAUGCAAGAAGACCUACCAGACCUCGUCUUCGCUGAAGGCUCACUUGAAGAUUCACACGGAGGAGCGCAAGUAUCCGUGUGAGAUCUGUGGGCAGAGGUUCAAGAAGAAAAUAUACGCCGAAAACCACCUCGAGUUGGUGCAUCGUCAGGUGCCAGUGCCGUGCCCACACUGCUUUGGCAUGUUCAAGCCCGGAUUGUCGCUCAACAAUCACAUACAGCGACAGCACUUGAAUCGGCGCGACUACGUGUGCGAUAUUUGCCAGAAGUCGUUCAACUCACUCGGGGCGCUGAAGUAUCACCUUACGAUCCACACGGGCGAGCGACCGCAUCCAUGUCCCUUCUGCCAUCAGGCGUUCAAGACCAACAAGGACUUGCGACGGCACUACGCCAAUCACAAGGAUCUGACCAUCAAGUGCCCGAUGUGCAAGAACCACUUCCUCAAUGAGGAGGAGCUCAAGGAGCACUGCAACCGGUAUCACCGCGGAGGCACCGACUCGCGAGAGCAAGUGAUUGAGCAGAUUGACUACAUUACUGAGGAGAUUGUGGAUGAUAUGGCUAUGAUGCUUCACGCUUGGAAGAAUUACAAGCAAUUCGCUUGGGGUAGAAAUGAAUUGCGGCCAAUCACGCAGAGUCCGCACACGAAUGGUGUUUUUGGAAACUCCAAUGUUGGUCUCACCAUCAUCGACAGUCUGAGUACGCUGCAUAUUAUGGAGCUUUAUGAGGAAUUUGAAGAGGGAAAACGGUGGCUGAGGCAGAGAUUCUCCCUUCAUAAUAUUGCUGCAGAUGUUUCAGUAUUUGAGAUAAAUAUUCGCCUUGUGGGUGGAUUAUUGUCCUGCUACGCCUUGACUGGAGAUCCGCUGUUCAAGGAGAAAGCUGUUCAUGUGGCUGAUAAGCUGUUGCCGGCAUUUCGAACACCAACAGGAAUUCCCCUGGCAAUGGUUAAUCUUAAAACUGGGAUGGCCAAAAAUUAUGCCUGGGCGAGUGGAAGCAGCAGUAUAUUGUCAGAAUUGGGUACAUUCCAUUUAGAAUUCACAUAUCUCAGUGAUAUCACAGGGAAUCGUAUUUAUCGCGACUCUGUAAUGAAUAUUCGUCGAAUUCUCAACAAAUUGGAGAAACCUGGAGGACUUUAUCCACUCUAUCUCAAUCCGAGGACUGGAAACUGGGGCCUCUGUAAGAAAUGCAAGUUUCCUCCAAGUGUGAAAAGGGAUUUAACAAUGAAUCUUCCAGAUCACAUGUCGCUGGGAGCUUUAGGGGACAGCUUCUACGAGUACCUGCUGAAAGCCUGGAUUCAAUCUGCUGGUGAGGACGAAGAAGCUCGUCUGAUGUUCGACGAAGCAAUGCCGCCAAUCAUUGAGCAAAUGAUCAGGACAUCUCCAAGUGGUUUGACUUACGUGUCGGAUAUGAAAUUCGGACGACUGGAGCACAAAAUGGAUCACUUGGCAUGCUUCGCCGGAGGACUUUUCGGUCUUGCCUCACAAACGCUCGCCAAUGAGUGGUCGACAAAGUACAUGGAAGUUGCCGAAGGACUCACAAACACCUGUCACGAGAGUUACGUGCGAACGUCCACAAAAUUGGGCCCAGAAGCGUUCAGAUUCAUUGACGGUGUUGAAGCUGAAGCCGUGAAAUACACAGAGAAGUACUACAUUUUGCGACCAGAAGUGAUUGAGAGUUACUUCAUCAUGUGGCGCUUGACGCACCAGCAAAAGUACAGAGAUUGGGGCUGGGAAGCUGUUCAGGCGCUCGAGAAGCACUGUCGAACUGCACAUGGGUAUUCUGGAAUCAAGGAUGUCUAUGCAAAGGCGCCGCUAAAGGAUGAUGUGCAGCAGAGUUUCUUCCUUGCGGAAACGUUAAAAUAUCUUUAUCUGCUGUUCACAGACGAUUCGGUCAUGUCACUAGAAAAGUGGGUAUUCAAUACAGAAGCUCAUCCACUACCCAUAAAAGGACUCUUUGGUCCAGAUUGCAUUGUUCAGAAACUCACCGAGGAUGUAAAGCGCUCCGGUCAUGCCAAUGACAACGAUGCGACCAUGAAGAUGAUAAGGCCGAGCAUGCCCUCGCGGCGUGCUGGAUACUUGCGGAAUGACAUGAAGAGUUCGAUCACAAUGCAGAUGAAGAUGUUGGUGUGCAGUACGUGGUUGAGCCAUCUGCAAGAGGAUCAGUUGCGGUGUUUAGUGGACAUUUUUGGAGCGAGAAUAAAGAUGAACUCACGUUGGAACGGCAAGGAGUUCAAGGUUCCUGUUGUGUGGAUCCUGGGUGGUCCGGGAUCGGGCAAAGGAACGCAGUGUGACAAAAUAGUGGCUAAAUAUGGGUUCAGUCACUUCAGCACGGGAGAUCUCCUGCGCGAGGAAGUGGCUUCGGGAUCGGAUCUCGGCAAAGAGCUCUCGGCGCUGAUGCAGCGCGGUGAUUUGGUGCAGAACGAGCACGUUCUGGCCCUGCUGGAGAAGGCCAUGCUCAAAGUGGCCGACUCGACGGUGGGCUACCUGAUCGACGGAUACCCUCGGGAGAAGGCUCAAGGAGCUGCAUUUGAGCAAGCCAUCGCUCCAGUGGAUCUGAUUCUAUAUUUGGAAUGCGCAGAGGACACAAUGGUACAACGGAUUCUAUUUCGUGCCUCGCAAAGUGCUCAAGUUCGAGCUGAUGACAACGAAGCUACGAUUAAGAAUCGCAUUCAUAUUUUCCACACCAACACCGAGGAAAUUCUAUCGCAAUACGGAGAGAAAGUGAAGCGGCUACCGGCUGAUCGCCCUAUUGAGGAGAUUUUUGCCGACGUCUCCAAGCACUUGGACGAGUUAAUUCGCCGGGACAGGUGGCGCAGCAGUCGCAAAGCAUUCGAGUGGCUCAUCUGGCUGAAUGCCACUCAAUGGUGGGAAGACUUUCCCAAAACAGUGCGAAAAGUUGCCAAAACGGGGGCUGAAAUGUUGAAAACUGUUGGCAAAUAUGAGACAGACGACAAAGUGAUUGUAUUUAAAGUUAGAACCAAAAAGGAGCCCGCGUGCAUCAACAUAAUCGACUCCUCAGACAACUUCACUGAGGAAUUUACAAUUGUACCUGUGGAUUCGGCCCUGGAGAUCUGUGAGGAGUAUGCCGAGAGGAAGUGGGAUAAAGGCGUGAAGCGCAGACUGAACAAAGUCUCUGAAGUUCCCGGAUCACAGAUAAAUGAAACCUCUCAAGUCCCAACAGACACAUCCAAGAGCUCCAGGUCAAAGCCGAGGCGCAUGCAGACAUGCGAGAUCUGCGGAAAGCACAUGAGGCAUCGUCAUGUGUGCAAUCUCAAGCUGUACGGAUGCACUUGUGGCGUGGCCUUUGCCCUCAAAGGGGAAAUCGACGCGCACGUGAGGGAGUUUGGACACGACAACACUCCUCACUCUCUCCAGUGUCGUCGGUGUCCAGCGCUGCUGAACAGCUCCGAUGACUUCGACAGCCACCUUGUGGCUGUGCACAGGAUGUACAUCUGCCUUCUGUGCUACAAGCAAUUCUCCACGGAGGAGCGCCUGAAGCAGCACCUGGACACCCAUGCAAACCGCCAGGUGAUCAAGUGCAGCGUCUGCUUCGUGGAAUUGGCUUCGCGCGAGAGCCUCAAUCGCCACAUGAAGUGCAUUCACUUGUUUGAGGCGAAAAUCACAUGUUCCUUCUGCUGCACCAGCUUCAUCACCAAGGACGACCUACGGUUCCAUGUGGAGUCAGUCCACGAGGACCGCAGCGACUACGUGUGCACCGUGUGUGGAAAUAUGUUCGACCAGGAAGACACUUUGGCACGCCACAUGGCCACUCACACCGAACCUAGACCAUUUAAGUGUGCCUUCUGCCAGGAGAGCUUCAGGCUGCCCAGGGACUUGCGCAAACACAACUCAGCGCACCGGGAAUACAUGCUGAGAUGCUCGUCCUGUGACUCAUGCCAUCUCAAUCAGCAGGAGCUGAGUCUCCAUCUAAAGCGUCACCCCAGUCAUAGGAAAGUGCCUCCAGUGCCUGGGAGUUCUUCCUCUUCAUCCAAAUAAAUUCUCUGGUA